AAGUGCGCGGUACCGGCUUUUAACUCCCUGAAGUAGUCUGCGAUCGGGUAUAAAAUAGUCUCGCUCCUUGAAUAAAUAAAAUGGCCAGCAGGCAGGAAAUUUGAAAACAAACAAGAGACCACAAGCAUGGAGUACGCCCCAAGUUUGAUUACACAUCGACCCCUGGAGCGAGGACUUAACCCGACGGCAGCUGCAUCAGAUUUACCCGCAAGCGACAGCUUUCAGUUCUCCGAGGGACAUGUAGAUGGAUACUCUGGGCCCUCAUCUGCGUCUUCGCGUGUGUUUGUGUGUUUUUAUAACAUUUGUGGAUUACGCCUAUAAAAACUACACUUCACCGCGAAGCCAGCGAAGUGGGCACCAGCUACAACAAAGGACAACAAUUAUUCUGCAAAAAUGAUACAACCUGUCGCUCGAGAGAUUACAAACGGAGCUGCUUUUAUGGUUUGUUCCGCUUUUGUUUAACGAUUCCGAGGAUCACACGUAAUAACCCACGCAAUCCACCACCGAAGUCGGAAAACCGACUCAACGGAACGCAGCGCAACUUGACUCAACCGAAACUCGACACUUAUCCCUGGGAACUCAAAAUAGUGUUUUAUUGUUGGAAAUUACGAUUCUUUUAUUUAUUUACUUUUUCUGCAUUUCUUUGCCGCCCCACACACACCCACCGUUUCAAUUUUUAUAUGUUUAUUACGGUUAUUAUCGCUUAAUGGGGCUCGCUCGCUGGUUAUUGCUGUUGUUGUGUUGCUUGCACCAGUAGUUGUGUCAGACUAACGUGUGAAGUUGUUUUAUUAUUUGUUUUGAUUAUCAAAAUGGGCGUUUUACAUUUUUCCGGUCGUUGGGCGGCCCACCUGCCACGGGCCCACCGCUUAUAGUCCACAUCCCAUAACCCCGGGGCAAGGGCAGUAAAUCACGGCCCGCUGUGAGUGGCUGAGUACCUGGGCAGCAGUACACUUGAAAAAUAAUAACCCUUCUCUUUUAAAAUAUUGGACGGCUAGACAUAAUAUUCAAUUACAAAUACAUCACAGCAAUAAACCAUUUUUCGGGCUUCUAUAACAAGUUGAAUUAACCUAAAGAACUUUUUAAUUUAUUUAAAAACCAUUUUGAAUUUAUUUAGUUAAAUUUAGUUACUUAAAAUGUUCCAUCAUGUAUAAAUUAGUAAUAUGUCAUAAAAAUAGUUUAAUUCAAUACUAUUUCGUUACAAUAAUACGAAUUUUGCAUCAUCAAAGGUUAUACAAAAUAAAAUUACCAGUUAUAUUUUCAGUGCAUGAGUAAAUCCACUCAUUCGCACUCGCUGUAUGACCCAUAAGCAGAAACCAAAGUGUGGCAAAAUGCUUAAUUUAGAAUUUAUGAGCAAUUAAUUUUAAAGCGCUCUCUGGCCAUUAACGCCGUUACUGCUUCUCCCCCUUGACCGUAAUACACCUUUGGUCAUUAAAGAAUUAAGAAGCCAGUGUGCCAAAAAUUGAUUGUUUAGCCAAUCCGCUGAUGGAUCAAUUAUUCAAUUGUUAUAGCCAAAGAGUUGGCAAUCCAAUUUGAGCACGAGUCGUAUUCCAACAAAUAGACAGGUAGGAAGCACAUUAACUGGUAGAUUUAUGAAUAAGAAAUAAUUUAAAUAAAUUUGUUAUGCUUUAGAAAUUGUUUAUUAAGGUUAAUUUAUGAGUGUUAAAUGGCUAAAAAUUAUUUAAUUGAAGGAUAAGAAAAUGUUGUGAUGUGGUAUGAUUUAAAUAAAAAAUACAAAAAUAAAUAUAGAAAAACUA
This is a messenger RNA of Drosophila melanogaster (fruit fly), 1754 nucleotides long. It is a transcript of the gene MSAmiP, whose product is annotated as MSA micropeptide. The transcript is spliced from 8 exons. Lineage: Eukaryota; Metazoa; Arthropoda; Insecta; Diptera; Drosophilidae. The record is from RefSeq and is marked reviewed. Bases 1329 to 1358 code for a protein of 9 amino acids.